AGUCGGGGGGCAUUGUCAUCUCGCCGUUCCGCCUGGAGGAGCUCACCAACCGCCUGGCCUCGCUGCAGCAGGAGAACAAGGUGCUCAAGAUCGAGCUGGAGACCUACAAGCUCAAGUGCAAGGCGCUGCAGGAGGAGAACCGCGACCUGCGCAAGGCCAGCGUGACCAUCCAAGCCAGGGCUGAGCAAGAAGAAGAGUUUAUCAGUAACACGUUAUUCAAGAAAAUCCAGGCUUUGCAGAAGGAGAAGGAGACUCUUGCAGUGAAUUAUGAGAAGGAGGAAGAGUUCCUCACCAACGAGCUCUCCAGAAAGCUGAUGCAGCUGCAGCAUGAGAAAGCUGAACUGGAACAGCAUCUGGAACAGGAGCAGGAAUUUCAGGUCAACAAACUGAUGAAGAAAAUAAAAAAGCUGGAGAAUGAUACCAUCUCUAAGCAGCUCACAUUGGAGCAGUUGAGACGGGAGAAGAUUGACCUUGAAAACACAUUGGAACAAGAACAAGAAGCUCUAGUUAAUCGCCUCUGGAAAAGGAUGGAUAAACUUGAAGCUGAAAAGCGAAUCUUGCAGGAGAAAUUAGACCAGCCUGUGUCUGCUCCACCAUCGCCCAGAGACAUCUCCAUGGAGAUUGAUUCUCCAGAAAACAUGAUGCGCCACAUCAGGUUUCUGAAGAAUGAAGUGGAGCGCCUCAAGAAGCAGCUGAGGGCCGCCCAGCUACAGCAUUCUGAGAAAAUGGCCCAGUACCUGGAGGAGGAGCGCCACAUGCGGGAAGAGAACCUGCGGCUGCAGAGGAAGCUGCAGAGGGAGAUGGAGCGGAGAGAAGCUCUCUGUCGCCAGCUCUCUGAGAGCGAAUCCAGCCUGGAAAUGGACGAUGAGAGGUAUUUCAAUGAGAUGUCUGCACAAGGAUUAAGACCGCGCACUGUGUCUAGCCCCAUCCCUUACACACCUUCUCCAAGUUCCAGCAGGCCUAUAUCACCCGGUCUCUCCUACGCAAGCCAUGCUGUUGGCUUCACGCCCCCGACAUCACUGACCAGAGCCGGAAUGUCUUACUACAACUCCCCGGGGCUGCACGUGCAGCACAUGGGGACCCCCCACGGCAUCACGAGACCUUCACCUCGGAGGAGCAACAGCCCUGACAAGUUCAAACGGCCCACACCGCCUCCGUCUCCCAACACACAGACCCCGGUCCAGCCGCCCCCGCCCCCGCCGCCGCCGCCGCCCAUGCAGCCCGCGGCCCCCGCUGCAGCCGCCUCGCAGCCAGCCCCCUCGCCACACUCGGUGCACCCCUCCCCCCAGCCUUAAUGCAUGUGCGUGGUCCGGAUCUCAAGUCGGGACUGGAGGAGUGGAGCCGCCGUCUGCUCAAGCCAAAGGCUUCCUUCCCUGGCAUAUUGGAUCUGACUUCUUUGCACUGAGGUUAUCUAGGCUUCACUAUUCAUUGUGUUGUAAAUGUUUGUCGGAAACGCAGCCGGUGUUGUGGGUCUGCAGCACUAAGCAGGCGACUUUCCCAGCAGUGUUCUACUUGAAUCUACAUGUCUGCCCCUUCCCUGGCUGGAGCAUCGCUUUGGCACUUGGUAAUAGAGCAGCAGUGUGCAGUCUUUGCUUGCCCCUCCUGAGCUUCAUUUUCUUGGCCUUUAGGUUCAUUAAAUAAAAAGGGAUAUCUUUUUUAUAUUUUUUUCACAAAUUUGCAGAAAAUUACUGAGCUGUUGCUCCCCCUUGUAGAGUUACAGUGGUGUUCAUCAGGCGUACCAAGAACUCAGCACCACAAUGCAGACUGUUGAAAAUCUGACUUUCAGUGUAAAAGGGAAGUUAGAUGCAUCAGUGCCCGAGAUACAUUUACUGUUUAAUAGAGCUUUCUACAGACAGACUUUUUACAUGUUAUUUUCAGUGUAAAGCAGCAGCCAUUAUCUC
Messenger RNA from Octodon degus (degu), 1901 nucleotides. RefSeq names its product coiled-coil domain containing 6 (gene Ccdc6). Bases 315 to 1295 code for a protein of 326 amino acids. The record is from RefSeq and is a predicted model, not a curated record. The transcript is spliced from 9 exons. Lineage: Eukaryota; Metazoa; Chordata; Mammalia; Rodentia; Octodontidae.